AGGCCUCAAAGCCAUAGAUAUCAUGGGGGACCAGAGGCUGCCAGAGAACCAGCUUCCUCGAUUACCCAGGCACAAACCUGUCUUGAAGCACAAGACAGAACCACAGAUAUCUGCUCCUUUCAUGGAGGAGCGUCACCAGCAGUUUUCUCAGGAAGAACUAGAUGACUUUACUACAGAUUAUGAACCACAAGAAGAGAUUCCUUCAAGAACCACCCAGGGAACUGUUUUCCCCAGAAUUUUUAAUAAAGUACCCAGUACUGCCUCCAAGAUGAGUCAAAGAAAGCUACCAAAGGAUUUUGGAUUGUAUUGCUCAGUAUCAAUGGGUCAGCAAGGAAUCAAAAAAGCACAACACAAGCUGAAUCACUUGUCUCAGAUGGAAGAUGAUGCUGAAGACUAUGCCAUAAAUUUGAAGGAGCGGCCAAAAUGUGACCAGAAUCUAAAUAAGUGGCCUUACUUCGAAAAUCAAAUAAAAGCAAAUAAGAAUAGAAAGCAUGGGAAGAAGCUUCACAGAAAAUUCAACCUGCUACCCCAAGUAAAUUCCAGAUUGGAUCAAAAAAUUUUUCUUCCAAAAUAUACAUCCAGAAAUCAGAAUAUGCUUGACUCUCUUAAUUAUACAAGCACAGAAAGGGAAGGUGAUAAUACAUAUGAACGGAAUGAAGCAAUGGGAAACUUGGAUGUGCUGCAACAAUUUGACAUGGACUAUGCUAACCAACCAACUUAUGACGAAUCCUCAGACAAAAUAAACAGUCAUCUUCCUUCUAAGCUUAAGUACUUCAGUGGAUUAACGGAAGAGAAGGGAAACAAAUUCUCCAAACAGAUACCAAAACUUGAGAUGAACGUCCAAACGCCAUAUGAUCUUUCUAUGUCCACCGAGGAGGAGUAUAAAUAUGGACCUUCAUACCAAAAACUGAAGCAAUUGAAAACACAGGCCAUAAAAGAGCCUUUAAAUGGCCCCAAGGACUUGCUCAAUAUUGAAGGUAAAAAAGUCUGCAAACCAGAUACACUUGAAAAUCUCUAUGGAGCAAUUGCCUUUAAGGAUUUCAUUGUAGAGAAGGGCUACAAUAUGCCAGGAAUACUCCAGAAGUUUUUUAUGAAAAAGGGAUGGAAUUACGACUCUGUUAGUACUCCUAUUCCGAGUGCAUUAAAAAAAUAUGAAACGAUUCUACAACAAAUGGAUGAUGAAGAUUAUGAAAAUGAUGGGAAAGAACUUGACUAAAAGAUUUUCUUAUUACCACCCUACUUGACUGUGUCCUCUGCUCAUUUUGCAUUUGAGAUGCAUUGAGUGAAAAAACACCCUUUGGCACCACAACCACAAACAUAAUUCCUAACAUUCAGAAACAUUUCUCAAUGAACUCAUACUCUGCCUUCAAGAAUAUUUUUGAUGUUCUAUACAGUGUGAGAGCAAUGUUAGAAUUUGAUUUCCUCACAUAGUCUUUCCUUGACACUGUUAUAACAAGCAUUUGUAAAACUACAUAAAACCAUUCAUUAAAAA
Molecule: messenger RNA, 1492 nt
Organism: Arvicanthis niloticus (Nile rat)
Lineage: Eukaryota; Metazoa; Chordata; Mammalia; Rodentia; Muridae
Product: putative protein FAM47D
Biological process (GO): transcription initiation-coupled chromatin remodeling
Cellular component (GO): chromatin
Source: RefSeq, a predicted model, not a curated record